UGUUGUGUGUUUUGACAUGCCUUCUUUAAACCCAUUUUUGUCUCUGAUUAACUUGAGGGGCGUGCCAGGAGAAGGCUGCCAUUCAAUAUAAAUGGACUCGAAAAUUUGACUUUAGGCAGUGCAGUUUAGUAGGCAAAACCUAGAACUCCUGCACUCUUGAUUGAGAAUAUCAUCAAAGCGGCAUCAGAAUGUUUGUCUUGCUCUGCAUCAUGCUUUUGGUGGGAUCUGCCAGCUCCCAGUGGGAAGAUGACGACUACUCAUUUACUGCUCCAGUCGGAGGGCAACGUGGAUCAACUUAUGCCAUUCAGCGUCCUGGAAGAAUUACUGGCAUUCGAAUGUGGGAAAAUUAUAACAACUACAUAGCAGGUAUCCAGCUCCGCUACGGCUACUCCUGGAGUGACAUUGUAGGCCGCGCAAGAGGUGCAGUUCAAGAGAUGUUAUUGUUUGAAAAUGAGGCCAUUGUGCAGCUCUCUGGAAAACACAUCAACUGGGUGUACUCUCUGGCGUUUACUACCAACAUGGGUCGUUCCCUGUAUGCUGGCCAACCUCGUGGGUACUCAUUCAACAUGUACCCCCACAGCAAAAAGGCUGAACUUCGCUUUAUCAGUGGUCGUCAGAGCAGCAGCAUCGUCUCCAUUGGGGCACACUGGGGAGUUGUGACUGACCCUAAUGCCAACAGUAACAGUACUAAUACUUACUAGUUAUCUUUCAGAUAACAAAUAUUUCAAUUUCAUCAAAUGAAAAUGUGUGCUUAACUGUUUUGCAUCUUAAUUACACCUGUUCAAAGUGAACAAGAAUCAAGCCUAUAUAUCUCUGGCUUCAAAUGUGAAUUUUAUCUCAUGAUUUUGUUUAGUAUGAUACUUUGAAGAUGAUUGAACAUUAGCAACCAGACUGUUAAUGUAAUAAAAACUGCAUUGUUUGUAAUGCUUUUUAUACCAAUAAAUUAUAAGAGAUUACACUGUCAUUUACCAUGAACUCAUUCACUCCCAGCCAUUUUCACCGGAGCCAGGCCCUUCGCUCCCGG
Molecule: messenger RNA, 1024 nt
Organism: Corythoichthys intestinalis (scribbled pipefish)
Lineage: Eukaryota; Metazoa; Chordata; Actinopteri; Syngnathiformes; Syngnathidae
Product: zymogen granule membrane protein 16-like
Exons: 5
Coding region: 189-701 (170 amino acids)
Source: RefSeq, a predicted model, not a curated record